Mercenaria mercenaria is the source of this 930-nucleotide messenger RNA. Its product is annotated as 40S ribosomal protein S3a. Gene Ontology annotation, molecular function: structural constituent of ribosome. The transcript has 6 exons. Gene Ontology annotation, biological process: translation. Gene Ontology annotation, cellular component: ribosome; cytosol. The record is from RefSeq and is a predicted model, not a curated record. NCBI's taxonomy places the organism in Eukaryota, Metazoa, Mollusca, Bivalvia, Venerida, Veneridae. Bases 89 to 877 code for a protein of 262 amino acids.
GAAAUUUAUCAAUCAGUUUGCUAACCAGUCUAACUCAAUACUAUUCCGAAUCUGACACUUCCGCUUCCUUUUUAGCCGAAAACUAAACAUGGCGCAGGGCAAAAAUAAAAGGCUCACGAAAGGAGGCAAAAAGGGUGCAAAGAAAAAGAUAGUGGACCCUUUCACCAAGAAAGACUGGUAUGAUGUGAAGGCGCCAUCAAUGUUUAAUAUCCGCCAGAUUGGAAAAACCCUUGUUACCAGAACACAGGGUACAAAAAUUGCCUCUGACGGACUGAAGGGUCGUGUAUUUGAAGUGUCACUAGCUGAUCUACAGAACGAUGAGAUCACCUUCAGAAAGUUUAAACUUGUUGCUGAAGAUGUUCAAGGCCGCAACGUUCUUACAAACUUCCACGGCAUGGACUUGACCAGAGAUAAGCUGUGUUCCAUGGUGAAGAAGUGGCAGUCACUGAUUGAAGCCCAUGUUGAUGUGAAGACCACAGAUGGCUACUUGUUGCGUAUGUUUGCCAUUGGGUUCACAAAGAAGAAGCCAUACCAGGUCAAAAAGACCUGCUAUGCCCAACAUGCACAGAUCAAGCUGAUCAGAAAGAAGAUGGUUGACAUUAUCACAAGAGAAGUCUCUGCUAAUGACAUGAAAGAGGUUGUCAACAAACUGAUCCCAGACAGCAUUGGUAAAGACAUUGAGAAGGCCUGCCAGGGAAUCUAUCCUCUCCAUGAUGUCUACAUCAGAAAGGUCAAAGUCCUCAAAAAACCAAAAUUUGAUGUUGGAAAGCUGAUGGAAAUGCACGGUGAGGGUGGAGCCAAGACUGUGGUCACAGAAACAGGAGAGAAGAUCGAGAGAGGAGAUGGCUUUGAGCCGCCAGUACUUGACUCUGUAUAGGCUGUGUACAAUAAACUGUUAUGAGGCAAUGAAAAUAAAGAGAAAAAUCCUUA